This is a messenger RNA of Fragaria vesca subsp. vesca, 561 nucleotides long. RefSeq lists its product as uncharacterized. NCBI's taxonomy places the organism in Eukaryota, Viridiplantae, Streptophyta, Magnoliopsida, Rosales, Rosaceae. The record is from RefSeq and is a predicted model, not a curated record. Bases 1 to 561 code for a protein of 186 amino acids. The transcript is spliced from 7 exons.
AUGGGCCGAACAAAACCGACUUGGGUUUUGGGAAACAAUAUAAAAGAGCAGAGGGAUUCAGUCUUUGUCCUUGUGAAGAAAAAAGAAGAAAAAGAAACCGACCUUUCUCUGUCUCACAUGAUUGGCCGGAAAAUCCGAUGCGCCGGAAAGAGCAAAUCUUCCGACUACGAGGAGUUCAAGAUGAGCAUUAGGGUAGCAAGGAGGUUGAGGAGGGUAAGGAGAGCAAGGAAAGCACGGAACGGCUGGAUGUUUGGUCGGAAGAUCAGGACCGGGAGACAGUUUAUUCGACCUAUAUUCCUAGAUUGCGAGACAUCAGAACCAAAGAUCGUCACCUUCGUUGACAAAAAUGGUGUUGAACAAACAUGGAGAAUGUACAAUAGUUCAUAUCCACGUCCAAAGCCCAAAGUUGUUAAACCUCCCGAACCGGGAUAUGGAAUUUCUUUUGAUCUCUGUGCUUUGUAUGAAAUCGGGUUUCCAUUUUCGGAUGAAAGAUUAGAUGUGUUUUAUUUUCUACUUUUUAGUUCUUGCGAGUUGCAAGUAGAGUGUAUUGAACUGGCUUAG